Gadus macrocephalus (Pacific cod) is the source of this 3272-nucleotide messenger RNA. RefSeq names its product chondroitin sulfate proteoglycan 5a (gene cspg5a). The transcript is spliced from 6 exons. Bases 480 to 2138 code for a protein of 552 amino acids. NCBI's taxonomy places the organism in Eukaryota, Metazoa, Chordata, Actinopteri, Gadiformes, Gadidae. Gene Ontology annotation, biological process: nervous system development. The record is from RefSeq and is a predicted model, not a curated record.
GAAGGGGAUUCGGGGUGGGACUGACAAUCCUCAAUCCGCAGAUGAGACCGUCGCGUUGUCCAGCGGGUCUCACUCCACCGUGUGUGUUUCCCGAACUCUCUCCUGAACUUCAAUAGUGCCAGAAAAAAAGCACUAAAUCCCAACCAAAAAGCUGGUGGAGCUAGCUAGCUGUACGCUAGGAGGAUCUCCCCCCCCGCCCCACCCCCAAACUCCGAACUACUACACACAACUCGCGCGUCUCGCUGACGAUGGCGCGCUGAGCAGCUGAGAGGAGCGCUGAAGUAGUAGCGAGGAGACCACCACUCGAGACCACCACACGACUAUGGAGGAGCGCAGGGAGGCGGGAGUCUAGACGAGUUAUCACAACUGCAGGCUGAAUCCAGAUUACGCGUUUUUUUAAGCCCGUUUGACUAGACAGGUCCCACGAUUUAUUUAUAUUUUUUAUCGGAUUUCAUUCUUAUCGCUUUUUGCACGCAAGGAUGCACGAAAAGGACGCGAGGUGUAGCCGGGGAUGCUGGCCGACGGCGCUGCUGCUGUCAUGCGUCUUGGCUCUUCUCCUGGUCCCCCUGCCUGUCCGUGGCGGUACAGUUGCAGCCAACAUCACCGAAGCGGCUGGGCUCGUUAAUCGCAGCUCCCUGCUUAACGAGGGGGCGGGGCCGGAGCAGGUUGACGAGGUGCUGACCGCGGUGACCGGCGCCGGCCUGGUGGCAGCGGUGGCGGCGGCGGGCAGGGCCGGGCGCGUCGCGCGUGCCGGGGAGAAAGACGAGCAGGGCAGUGGCAUGUUCGGAGAGACCGCCGUGCUGCCCGCCGUGGAGGAGGUGGGCGUGGCCGCCCCUCCCCAGCUCAGCCCCGACUCAGCGGAGACGGAGCUCUUGUUGCCUAGCAACCCCCGACGCGAGGAAGCGGCGCCGCCGACGAGCGAGAAGGAGGAGGAGGAGGAGGUGGGAGGCGAAGAGGAGCGAGAGGCGGAGCCCACCAACCCGCCGUGGCUGGUCGCCAAGGACACCUCCGUGUUCGACCUGGACCCCCGCCUCCUCACCACCACGCCCCCGCCCCCGGGCGCCGUCAACCCCUCCCACCCGGACAUCCUCCACGUGGACUUCUUCGACCAGGCGGCGCGCGGCCGCAGCGACCUGGCCCCGCCCUCCCCCUCCUCCCUGGCCCACGAGCUGCAGGGCGGGGACCCCACCUCCUGGGCCAUGCCCGACAGCUACGACUACCUCACCCCCUACGACGAGGGGGUCUCGCCCACCGCCGACGAGUACACCUACAGCACCACCACCGAGACCUACGACAGCGCCGAGGACCCCAGGCUGGCCCCGGGCCGCCCCGGGCCCCGGGCCCCCGAGGACAAGGCCCCCCUGCCAGGAGGGGGCGCCGCGGCCGAGAGCCCGGACACCCCGAGGGUGCCGGUGUACGCGGUGGACGGGUCUGACGGGCUGGGGGGCUGCCGCGUGGGCUACCAGAUGCUGAACGGGAGCUGCCGCUCGCCCUGUGAUUCGCUGACCAACUACUGCUUCAACGGAGGGCAGUGCUACCUGAUAGAGGGACAGGGGGCGCUCUGCAGGUGUAACGUCCAGGACUACAUCUGGCACAAGGGGUCCCGGUGCGACGCGGUGGUGACAGAGUUCCAGGUGAUGUGUCUGGGGGUGGGGGCCUCUGCCCUCGUGCUCCUGCUGCUCUUCAUGAUCGUCGUCUGCUUCGCCAAGAAGCUCCACGUCCUCAAAACCGAGAACAAUAAGCUGCGCAAACGCAGCAGUAAGUACCGGCCCUCCUCGGAGCAGCACAAUGAUAAUUUCUCCCUGUCCACCAUCGCUGAGGGCUCCCACCCAAAUGUAAGGAAACUGUGCGACACCCCCCCUAACGUCCCUCAUGCCCGUGCAUUGGCUUACUAUGAUAACAUUAUCUGUCAGAAAACCAUGAGCAGAUACACCUGGGAGUGUAAGACCAAAGAGGAGUCCGACUGCCAGGAUGAUCCUGGCUCCCAGAACAAGCUGGAGGACCCGGUGAAGGCCUCUCCCAGGGAGGACGACUCCCUCAACAUCCACAACUCCCUCACCCCCAAACACGAGAACCACAAGGUGCUGGGCGAGGAGAACUCCUCCGAGGUAAACUCCCUGCAGAACAACAUGAUGUGAAGACCGCCCCCCCCCCCCACCCCACGACUCGCCGCAACCCCCCCAUCCCAUCCCCCUCCAACCACCAACCAACCAACCACACCCUUCAACCAGUCACGCUGCCACGGAGAGCCAGUCCCCGCCCCAGAACCCUAUGGAUCCCGCCCCCUUUUCUCUCACCCCCCCCCCCCCCCCCCCGGACUCCCCCCUGGCUCUCCACCAGCUGAUCAAGAGCAACCAAACGGGUUACCAUGUCAAACAAACCAGCAAAACCGACCAACCGUCAACCAGACCAGCCGACCCAGUCUUGAAGACCAUCGCCGCCACGGCUACACUGCCAACCAGCAGCCUGGGCUGCUGAAAAACAGAAACCUCACCACCACUCUGCUGCCGCCGCUACCUAUACCGCUGCUUCAACCCCCCCCAUACCCCCCCCCCCCCCUCCCCAUUGUUAAGAAUACUGCUGCCCUUCGGAAGCCCCGCCCACCCAACCCUGCUGUUGCAAAGCAACGUCCACUCAUGCUCCCUGCCUGGCAGCUCCUCCCCCUUUCGUUGCUGUCAAUAAAAUCUUCUCCGGCUACUUGCUCACAUACAUACGCACACAUGCACACACGCACACACACACACACACACACACACACACCCACCCACACUGAAAUGCGCACACACACACACAUACAUACAUGUAAACAUAUUUAUAUGCACUUAUAGACACACAGGAAUACACACACUGCCAUCCACACUUACUUUCAGAAGACAUAUUUCUGAAAAAUACACACAUUUAUAUAUGCACACAGACAUUUAAACACCCAUACACAGUCCCCUGCCUGCAUUGAUGUAUUUUGUAAAAAGAUUGAAGAAAAAAGCAUACAUAAGAUGAAAAAAGAAGUUCAACAUUAUUGUAAAAAAAAUAAAACAGAUAGAAGCUACUGAGAGAUGUUAAUGUUUGUCUGACUAACCCCGUGAGUAUGUAUAAAUAUUGGAAGAAAAAAAUAUGCUUGGAUUGAUUUUAAAAAAAGAACACAAUGUGUCUUGGUUUUCAUUGAUGUGAUUUCUAAUCCUUUGAUGUACUUGUUUUUAUUUUGUACUUUUUUGGGACUUCGAACUGAAAAAAGAUUGAGACAGCUGUUGAAAUAAACCUUUUUAACAUGAGAA